GAUGGCAGCUGGAACCACCAGAAUGGAGGUGCAGGAUUUAGCUGCUGGUUUGAUCGAAAAUUAUAUGAAAGCUGAAUUGGAAGAUGAGCGAACUCAAAAGAUUAACAACAUUAAUAAAGCGAUCAUUGCAAAUGAUCUUAGUCUGGUUGAUAUUGUGGAAAAGUUGGGACCAUAUCUAACAAACCCUGAUGCUGGUGAAAGAUGUAAAGGAACAGAAUUAUUACAAUUCAUAUUACAUAGGUUGCUGUCUUUUAAACUGAACGAAAAGGAAGUCGCCGUCUUGGUUGAGUUCUUCUGUGUUCGCAUGAAAGAUCACUUCUCAAUCAUACCACAUGUUGUGUCCGGACUACUGGCGUUGGUCAGUUAUCAAGAAUUACCAGAAGAUUUAACAAUUAAAAUUGUGAAAGAAAUAGGGACGGGAAUCCGUAUUCAGUCACUACUACAAGCAGACCGACACAACGUUUUCACUUUGUUUUCUGUGCUAUUGAACAAAAAAAUGGCUGAACUCCAAAAACUUGGUGGAGAUUUUGUCUUUUGUUUCAUUCAGAGCAUGGAUGGAGAGAAGGACCCCAGAAAUUUGCUGCUUUGUUUUAAUCUUGUGCAAGUCAUUGUAAAGAACUUCCCAAUCACUCUUUUUGCAGAAGAUUUAUUUGAAGUUACCUCUUGCUAUUUUCCAAUUGAUUUUACGCCUCCACCAAAUGAUCCAAGUGCAAUCUCACGAGAGCAACUUAUCUUAGCUCUCCGUAAUUGUCUUGCUUCUACAUCAGUAUUUGCACCAUUUUGUCUUCCACUUUUGGUUGAAAAAUUAUCCUCAGAUGUUAUUUAUGCUAAAAGAGAUGCCUUGUUGACUCUUGCAACAUGUGCAAAUGCUUAUGACUCAAGAUUCAUAUUUGAAUACAGUAAUACAUUGUGGGAUCACAUCAAAAAAGAGAUCUUCGCAUCUUCUGACCACUCAAUUGAGAUGGCCUGUAUUGAAGCAAUCAAAAGUGUUGUCAGAAAUUUGUCUACCGCAGAAGAGCAAAAUCAAAAUGGAGCUUUGAAGGAAAUUCUAACAACUCUCCUUAAUGAUUGCAAAAGUCAUUUACUGCAACCUGAUCAUAAGCUGAUGAGAACAUCAGCCAGUUUAUUGCAAAAUGUUUCAAUGGCUUCUGAUAUGUCAUGUGCUGAAAUUACUGAUAAAGUCUUUCCAAUUCUCCUAAAACAGUUUGAAUGUGAAAAGCAGAUAAACAAUCAAAAAGCAAUCUUGGACGCUUUGCUUGGCUUUCUCCAGGUUGCAAAGGAUUUCCAAGGCAGAGAUUCUGCGAGAAUUUUGGAGAAUUACAAGGAAUCUCUUCUGGCCUUUCAUGCUCUGUGA
Molecule: messenger RNA, 1354 nt
Organism: Dendronephthya gigantea
Lineage: Eukaryota; Metazoa; Cnidaria; Anthozoa; Malacalcyonacea; Nephtheidae
Product: MMS19 nucleotide excision repair protein homolog
Exons: 18
Coding region: 2-1354 (450 amino acids)
Biological process (GO): iron-sulfur cluster assembly
Cellular component (GO): cytosolic [4Fe-4S] assembly targeting complex
Source: RefSeq, a predicted model, not a curated record